AUGGUAUUUAAGCUUUGCUUCACCAACAGUCAACCGAAAUCAUCAAAAAAAUCAAGAAUGAAAACAAGAGUAAUAACACUUGUGACUUUAUUGCUAUCAGUUCUCCUUUUGCAUUCCUUUGCAUACUCUCAAAGUUUAGUGAUCACUGUCAAUAGACUAACUUUGUUCAAUGGUGAUAAUGUUACCAUUACAAGCAAUGAAUUAGCAUCAACACUCAAUGGAUCACCUUCACCAGCCAGAAUUGUUUACAAUGUGCUUUCUAUUACUAACGGCCAAUUUCAAGUUAGAGUUGGAACAAACCAAUACACUCCAGUAACUCAAUUUUCUCAAGAUCAAAUUAAUUUGGGUAAUGUGAGAUUUAUCCAUCCUGGUAAUUUAGCUGUUCCAUCUUAUACUCUCAAUGCUUUUGAUCCUGUUCUUGGUGUAACUAGUGCUGCAUCAACUGCAACUAUUACCUUUACUGCAUUUAGUAGAAAUGUCAUUGGUGCUCCUCGUCCAGUUUUUGAAGCAUCUGUCAAUCCUUCUACUUUGAAUGUUACUUUGAGAAUUACCAUGUUCAAGACAGGAGGUGUAUUCAGUGAUAACUCAACCACAGGUGUAUUCUUCAAUAUUGGUUUGUCAAAGCAAUAUACUUGUUUGUCCAAUGAUUUAAUUAGAGAUGGAUUUGUACUCGUUACAUCAACUGCUUGGUACAAUGUCUAUCAACAAGUUUUGACUUUGAAUCAAUUUACUUCUAAUCCAAACGUACAAUGGGUUUCAAAUGGUGGUGUGGUUGACUUGGUUGCUGUUAUGUUUGCUGAUUACAUGAUUCAAACCAAUAUUGUUUCUGGAGGUUCUAGUCAAAAGAAUUGUUACGAAACAAUUUUCACACAACGUUAUAUUUUGACUAUUACUCUUGCAGUUACUCGUAUUAACUUUGAUCAAUCCUCUCCAAAUACCUUCCUCAAACCAAAGAGAAUCUUUGUUAACGAUUUGAAUCGUUUGGAAAUUAGAUUGGAAGUAUGGACAACCAUCACUCAAAAUGCAACCUCUUGGUUUGUUACUGGACCUUAUGCUUUCACUGUUACUGAUGCUGUUUUCACUGGUCUCUCUGGUGGUUUCAUGUACUACCAAAUUGUCAUGCAAUCUAAUGUUAUUACUGCAGAAACUAACUUUGGUGGCGACUAUUCUCUAUCAUUUAGAACAAAUGGUGGAAAUACAUACAGUAUUGCCUACACUCUCCAAUAUUUGGUGCCAUAUCCUGCAAUUGAGGAAGAAUUGGUAUUUAGUACGAGUGCCUUAUCUUAUGCAAAUAGUGCCUUUACUCAAGUUCGUACUCAAUUCGGUCCAACUGAUACCAUUUACAUUCGUGUUGAAUCUCCAUUGGCUCCUUCACUUGCUACUCAAAGCAUUAUUCCUUACAAUGUUAUUUUGUGUUGUUACUCCAACUUUGCAACCAUUCCAUCAAAUCCUGAUUGUAGAAAUGCUUCCAGAACAGAUGCUACCUCUGAUAAUAUUUUCGUUUCUGGACAAGCUGUUAGAGCUGGAGGUGUCGAUGCUGAUUUGCUUUUCUCUGCUAACACCACUUAUGGAUUCGACUUUGGAUUCCCAUUGGCUAUCAGAGAUGAUACUGACAGAAGAUGUUUCCUCACUAUUGAAAGUUCCUACUCAAGUAGAAAUAAUAUCAGAAGUGCUUUGGCUGUCAAAGACAGUAUUCAAUCCCUUACUUACCGUGUUUUCGACUAUGUCGCCUCCACAACCAAGAAGACAAAUAAUGGCUCAAUUGCUACCGUCAAUUAUGCUAUGGUUGCCUUUGUUUUCUUUACAAUUUUGAACUUUGUUCUCUAA
Naegleria gruberi is the source of this 1827-nucleotide messenger RNA. RefSeq lists its product as uncharacterized. The record is from RefSeq and is a predicted model, not a curated record. The coding region runs from base 1 to 1827 and encodes 608 amino acids. Lineage: Eukaryota; Heterolobosea; Eutetramitea; Acrasida; Naegleriidae. The transcript has a single exon.